Molecule: messenger RNA, 480 nt
Organism: Pseudozyma hubeiensis SY62
Lineage: Eukaryota; Fungi; Basidiomycota; Ustilaginomycetes; Ustilaginales; Ustilaginaceae
Exons: 1
Coding region: 1-480 (159 amino acids)
Biological process (GO): proton motive force-driven ATP synthesis
Molecular function (GO): proton transmembrane transporter activity
Source: RefSeq, a predicted model, not a curated record
AUGCUCUUCGCAAGGUCAUCAGCACUGCGCACCGCCGCACGUCAGGGACGCAACUUUUCGUCCACCUCGACAACUCGUGCCUCUGCUCCUGAAAAAGCCUCCUCCGCCAUCAACGACAUCUCCAAGAAGGCCCAGGAGCUCGGUGGCCCCGCGCUCAAGCGCGUCGAAGGCCUCCUCGGCGGAUACUCCGAACCUAUCAAGUACAACUUCCAGGUCGCCUCGAACAUCGCCAAGCAGGUGUACAUCGCCGAAUCCCUCGCUCCCCCCACCAGCGUCAACUCGAUCACCUCCGCAUACCGCCACAUCUACUCCAAGAUCUCCGACAAAACUUACUGGACCCAACUCCUCACAAAGGGCACCUGGAAACAGGUCGGCAUCUACGCGGUGGAGGCUUACGGUAUCUUCACCAUCGGCGAGAUGGUCGGUCGCAGAUCCCUCGUCGGCUACAAACUCGACACCUCCAACCACGCUCACCACUAG